Molecule: messenger RNA, 1205 nt
Organism: Meloidogyne enterolobii
Lineage: Eukaryota; Metazoa; Nematoda; Chromadorea; Rhabditida; Meloidogynidae
Source: the annotation of a GenBank genome assembly
UGUUGAUUUUGAAACAAAUAUUAAUCAACCCAAAGAGGGGCAUUUUCCGAUGAAUUUAGACAAAUCGCGUUUAAAUAUUUCUGUUCGUCUCUUUUCUGAAGAUAAUAAAGAAUUAAGUAAUGCUCCAAUUGUGUCGAUCAGUUGGAACAACUUUAUUAUAGCCUUUUGGAUAUCGACUUGGAAGAAGAACAACCACCAGUUCAUUUUCGUGUAGCGGAGAGGUCGGAAGAUGGGGGUUGGAUAGAUAUUGUCGAUACUUUGGGUGUUUCUCUUCCCUCUGAAUGUUUAGUUACUGAAAAGCCUAUUGAAUUGUUUUGUCUGCCUCAGGCUGUAUUUCGCGUCAGGCCUGUUACAAGAUGUGCUGCUUCAUUGCCUGGUCAUGGUUAGUAUUAGAGAUAGAACUUUUGAGGUUUCCUUCUUGAUAAUCGAAAUUUUUGAGCGAAAUCUCUUCUUGCCCGAUCUCUAAGUAUUUACUAAUGGCAUUUACAACUUUUUUCUUCUAGGUGAACCUUUAAUUAGUGUAAAAUUCAGUCCAAAUGGGUCAACACUUGCUUCUGGUUCUGGCGACAAAACUGUAAAUAAAAAUGAAAAAUGCUUUUUUUAUAAUUAAGGUCCGCCUAUGGGAUACAAAAUCACAACUUCCUCUGCAAACACUUACCGGUCACCAACAUUGGGUAUUAUGUAUUGCUUGGUCACAUGAUGGAAAUAAAGUUGCAUCAGCUUGUAAACAAGGAAUAAUUCUUAUUUGGGAAUAUGACAGUGAUACCAACAAAUUUCGAUUAUUCAAAAAGUUGACAGGUCAUAAGCAAUGGAUCAAUGCACUUGUGUGGCGUCCUCUUCAUCUUGAAGCCCCUUCUAGAUUGUUAGCAAGUGCAGGUCGAGAUGCGUCGAUUCGUAUUUGGGAUGUAAUUAAAUCACAAACUUUAUUCGUGCUUAGCGGUCACACUGCUUCUGUAACAGAUAUUCGAUGGAGUGGAAAUGAUUUAAUAUAUUCUGGGUCACAGGAUAGAACAAUAAAAGUUUGGAGAACGAAUGAUGGUGUAUUGUGUCGAACACUUGAAGGCCAUGCUCAUUGGAUAAAUACUUUAGCUUCAAAUGUUGAUUAUGUUUUACGUAUUGGAUCAUUUUCCCCCGAAGAGGAUAGUAAACAAAAACAAAUAUCAAUUUCAAACACUCAGCCUCUGGAAGUUUGUAAAUUUUUUUGA